UCUUGUGAAAUCCACAGCCCCUUCUCUGUAUAACAGUGUAGCUGUCUGUGGUGCCUUGCUCUGUUUGGUGCUUCAGAGUAGAAGGUUAAAAUGCACAUGAUAACGAGAAGCUGCGUCCUACUGCUGUGGUCGCAAUUAAUGACUUCUGUAAAAUGCCAAGACUGUACACGUGAACAGUUUAUUAACAGCCGUCACUUUGAUCAAAAUUUUGACAUAAGUGGUUUGGAUGCCACUUACGGCGGAGGAAAACAAGUCAGAGUUCCCUGCAAUGUUGGGUAUAGUGGCUUUUUCAAGAUGAUCUGUGUUGAGGGGACCUGGAAGUCUUCUAGCCCUAAAUGUGAACCGAAAUCCUGCGGACAUCCCGGAGAUGCACAAUUUGCAGAUUUCCGACUUGAGGUCGGAGAUGAUUAUGUGUUUGGAUCUCAAAUUGUUUACGAGUGCAACCCAGGUUAUCAGAUGGUGAGUCGGUCAAGCCGCAGGCGCUGCUUGGCAGAAGGCUGGGAUGGCAAGAUUCCAGUGUGUGAAGCCACGAAAUGUCCAGUCGUUCAUGCAGACAAUAACGUACAGGUUUUAGGGGGUGCAGAAGAAGCCACCUCUGGCAAUGUUGUUCGGUUUAGCUGCAAGUCAAGUGCUGAAAUCUUGUAUGGGUCACAAGAGAUUUAUUGCAAGGAUGAUGGAGAGUGGAGUGGCCAGCCUCCAAAAUGCAAAGCAAUAAGAUGUUCCGUCCCUCAGAUUGAACAUGGCCGUGUGCUUGGUGCCGCUCAGGAGUACAAAGAACAAGAAAUCUUAGAUUUUAGAUGUGAUCAUUCUUAUAAACGGGCUGAUGAGAGAACUCCAAGAUGCACAAAAUUUGCAGGAAAAGCAGACUGGAGUCCCACACCUGCAUGUAAAGUAAUUAAAUGUGAACUGAAUCUGGCAUCAAUCCCUGGGACAACCCACGACCCUCCAUACAAAAACAUGUUUUUACCUGGAGAAAUAGUGAGAGUCACAUGUGGGGAGAAUCACUGGAUUCUGGACACGCAAACAACGGUGGCUGAUGUUACAUGUGGAAUCAAUGGAGACUGGAAUACGGAUCCGAUAUGCCAAGAGGUUACAUGCCCUCGAUACAUACAAGAAGCACAUUUGUAUCGUUUAGUUAACGCUUGGGGCAAAAACAAAUUAGGUGACAGAGUACGGUAUGAAUGUGACUACAACUACGAUCCUGCAAGUUCAGACAGAACAGCGACGUGUACCAGAGACGGAUGGACACCGAAACCACUUUGUCGUGGGAGACAGUGUAAAAACCCUAACAUUGAAAACUCCAUAAUUACCAGCAGUAGAGAAACUUACUCCAACAAUCACCGACUCACAUACCAAUGUUUGAGAGGGAAUCAGGAAUCUGUUACCAUCACCUGUAAUCGAGGAGUCUGGGAAGGGAUAAAGCAAUGUCCAGAUGUGGCACUUUGCCAGAAACCUGAAAUUCCAAAUGGAUUUGCAGUUGAACCCAGUACAGGCACAAUUUACUACGCCUGUAAUGAACAUUUCAAACUUCCUACCAAAAGCUGGUGGGGUCAUGCCAAAUGUGAAGGCGGUGUGUUUGGCCAACUUCAUCCAUGUAUAGCAAAGACAUUGUGUGGAGAGGCUCCUGCAAUUUCCAAUGGAAAAGUGACAGUGACAGUUUCAAGGACACGUGCUACGAUUGAAUGCAAUAAAGGAUACACUGGAGAGAUUGCUGAACUAACUUGUGUAAAUGGAAGAUGGAAUUAUCAUGAGUUUACACCAAGAACGAUCUGCCGUGCAACUGCUGAACACUGUGGCCCACCACCCAAAGUUGAGAAUGCAAUUGUCACCAUUUUAUACCAGAAGGAAUACUUGGAUGGCUCCUCUGUGACUUAUCAGUGCCGUGACAAGUAUAUGAUGGAGGAACAAGCCACCAUUACAUGCAGAGCUGGGAAAUGGGAAACAAGAAACAUCACAUGUGUCCCUUUUUGUGAGCAGUUCAGUGACCCCCGACUGACAGUGAGAGCAGACAUGAUUAAUGAAAGAUACUUGGCAGGAGAUGUGGUCCAAUAUGCGUGCACUGCGCCUGGUGCCAAUGCAGAAGGCAACGCAACAUGUGAGAAUGGCAAGUGGACAACAUCUGAAAAAUGUCCAGGCAUUCCUUGUGAAGUUUACCCAUUGGGUGACGGACUGAGACGUUUUAGAAGUGCAUCCCGAAAUAAUCUAGUGAAUCCUGGAGAUAAAUUAAGUUUUUUUUGUGAAGAUGAGUAUGAUAUGGAGGGUCCUGAUGAAGUUCAGUGCUUAGACACGGGGAAGUGGGAUGCCCCGUUUCCAACCUGCUCUGAGAAAUGCAGAAUACCAGACAUACCCAGUACUGUUCGCAUCACUUCAUCUGUACAAGGCAAUGCUAUAAGUAAAGGAGAUACAUUGUCAUUUGACUGUCGUCAACAAGACCACAUCAUGCAAGGGAGUUCAACAAGUAGCUGUUUGGGAAACGGAAAGUGGAGCACUCCACCGCCUGAGUGCACAAAUGCUGCACAUUGUUCAGCACCACCAACUCUUGAAAAUGGAGAUACCAAAUUAUUCAUCAGAUCAGAUGCAGUUCAUCAAAUUGGUGACAGAGUUGAAUAUAUCUGUCAGAAUAAGUACAUUAUGGAUGGUGACCCAUUCAAAACCUGCGACAAAGGUGUAUGGAAAGGAAACAUGAGAUGCCUGAAACCCUGCACUGUGAACGAGGAAUCAUUGAGUGAACAUGGUAUUUACUUUAAAGUUGGUGAUGCAACUAAGAUGUAUGCACCACAUCUGGAUCAUCUCACAUUUCUUUGUGUGAGUGGUAAAAGACGUGUUGGCUCUGUGCCGAUGCGUGUUCAGUGUAAUGACGGUCAGAUGACCCUGCCUACCUGCGAAUAAAAGUUUUCAGUGAGCUAAAUAUAGACAUGUAAUCACAAAAAUAUGUAAACCACUAUGGAACGUCAGAAUCCUGAAAAAUAAACAAAUAAAUACUACAUUGUAAAACAAGAAACUGCAUUAAUAAAUAAUGGAUAAAAAUAUGACAAUGAAAUUGUGAAAUAACUUAAAGAAUAUUAAAUUCUAUGCUCAUUAUUGUGAAAUAUUAUUCAUUCUUCUUUUAAUAUGUGCUUAUUCAAAUAAAACAUUUCACUGUGAUUUUUACCCCAAUA
This is a messenger RNA of Xiphophorus couchianus (Monterrey platyfish), 3158 nucleotides long. RefSeq names its product complement factor H (gene cfh). Lineage: Eukaryota; Metazoa; Chordata; Actinopteri; Cyprinodontiformes; Poeciliidae. Gene Ontology annotation, biological process: complement activation. Bases 91 to 2889 code for a protein of 932 amino acids. The record is from RefSeq and is a predicted model, not a curated record. The transcript is spliced from 17 exons. Gene Ontology annotation, molecular function: complement component C3b binding.